GGAUUUUUGCUCAGGCUCCUGCGAGGGCAGCUAGGCGGGGACCAUGAAUGGAUUUAUUCCAGUUGCUCUCACUGGCUCCCACAGCAGAUUUGCAUCUGUGCAACAGGCUGCUGGAGCGGAACCUCCCUGGUGCAUGAAAAGACUCUGCAGACAUGGCUGGUAAGGUCCAAGCUCUGACUGAAGAGGAGAGGGCCCACAUACUCCCCCUGCUACGCAACGCUCAGUGGGUGGAGGUCGUUGGACGAGAUGCUAUUUACAAAGAGUUUAUUUUCAAAGACUUCAAUCAGGCUUUUGGCUUUAUGUCCAGAGUGGCUUUACAUGCAGAGAAGUUGAACCAUCAUCCUGAAUGGUUCAAUGUCUAUAAUAAGGUCCAGAUAACUCUCAGCACGCAUGACUGUGGAGGGCUGUCCCAACGUGACAUCUCUUUGGCCACCUUGAUUGACCAGGCAUCUCUAAUGCCUAUUCCUGCCAGUGCGCAACUGAGCGAUGCUCCGCCAACUUCCCAACAAGAGAAGAAAUAAAAUACUGUAAUUGAACUAAUCUGGCUUAAAUUUAAACGUCAUUAAAGAAUAUCUAAUGAGCCAAUAAACCAAACUGUAUGGUCAAAGCUGUAAAACUGAUAUUUGCAGCUUAUUGCAUAUCUGUUUGGAGUUCCCAGUCUUUUUAUGGGGUAGCAUCGUAUUUAUAUAAAUCGUACAUACACGAUUUACUAAGAUAUGUAUACAAAUAACUUCAAACUGUGCUGAAAUUAAUACCGGAAACACAUCUGACAGUUGUGUUACAUUUGUUUUGCUCCAAAUGACGAGGGUGCUAAAGCUUUGGCUGCCAUACAACCAUAAGGAUGGUUAUUACAGGCAGCAAGUUCGUUUCUUGACAGUGAUCUGAUGGGUUUGCGAUGUUUCAGGGUUUUGGUCAGGUUUUCAAUCAGACUGGUCCAUCAUCACAUGACGUGCAGAGAGGAAAACGUUAACGUGCGCAUGCAGCACAGUAACUUCAUUAACUGGGGGUAUGGUCAGGUCCUGACCGUAAAUGAGUUUGUGUUCGUCUACACCACAGGUGUCGAACUCCAGGCCUCGAGGGCCGGCGUCCUGCAGGUUUUAGAUGUGUCCUUGAUCCAACACAGCUGAUUUAAAUGGCUAAAUUACCUCCUCAACAUGUCUUGAAGUUCUCCAGAAGCCUGCUAAUGAACUAAUCAUUUGAUUCAGGUGCGCUGACCCAGAUUGAUAUCUAAAACCUGCAGGACACCGGCCCUCGAGACCUGGAGUUCGACACCCAUGGUCUACACCGUAUUGUACCGCAGUCAAGUGAGCCCUCCCAUACGAAGUCACAGUCAAGCUAGCCGCACCUAAAAUGUUGUUGCACUGUUCUUACGCAUAUUACGGUACGGGUGCCGAAUGACUUAGAAACACGAGUCUUCUGUAAACUGGCAUUUCACUAUUUUACUGCUCAAUCCACUUCGAUUUUUGAAAUAUUAGCAGUUGA
Molecule: messenger RNA, 1482 nt
Organism: Oreochromis niloticus (Nile tilapia)
Lineage: Eukaryota; Metazoa; Chordata; Actinopteri; Cichliformes; Cichlidae
Gene: pcbd1
Product: pterin-4 alpha-carbinolamine dehydratase/dimerization cofactor of hepatocyte nuclear factor 1 alpha
Exons: 5
Coding region: 153-521 (122 amino acids)
Biological process (GO): tetrahydrobiopterin biosynthetic process
Molecular function (GO): 4-alpha-hydroxytetrahydrobiopterin dehydratase activity
Source: RefSeq, a predicted model, not a curated record